This is a messenger RNA of Aphis gossypii (cotton aphid), 2221 nucleotides long. Its product is annotated as glucose dehydrogenase [FAD, quinone]-like. The transcript has 3 exons. The record is from RefSeq and is a predicted model, not a curated record. Bases 123 to 1928 code for a protein of 601 amino acids. Lineage: Eukaryota; Metazoa; Arthropoda; Insecta; Hemiptera; Aphididae. Gene Ontology annotation, molecular function: flavin adenine dinucleotide binding; ecdysone oxidase activity.
AUAUUUAUCAGAGUAGUACGUCUAUUCACCGUAUCGAGUGGUACAUUUAUUCAUAUUAUUAUUCAGAAAAGUUUUUACUUAAAAAAUUGCAAUACCAACAACUUGUGUUGAACAAAAUAUCAAUGUUUUUCAAAAUAUUAUUUAUCUUAUUAAGUAUUAUAUUUAUAAAAUUAAAUGCAAUUAAAUAUCCGAAGGAUUUCGCUCCAAAUCUAUUGUCAGAAGACUACGCAAUAAACUUUGAUUUUAUCAUUGUCGGAGCUGGUAGUGCCGGUUCGAUAGUUGCUGCUCGUUUAAGUGAAAUAUGCGAAUGGAAUAUUUUACUAUUGGAAGCAGGCGGCGAUCCUCCAGAAUCAUCGGAAAUUCCACUCAAAUGGAGUUUGGCAUUGAAUACGGAAUACGAUUGGAAAUUUUUAACUGAAAAGGAAGAUAAUUUGUUCAAAGGCUUAGACGGAGAAGUAUGUCAUAUACCCAGAGGUCGUAUGUUGGGUGGCAGUUCGUCCUUGAACGUAAUGCUACACAUUCGUGGAACAAAGUUCGAUUUUGAUAAAUGGGAAACAAUGGGUUGCACUGAUUGGGAUUUCAAUUCUGUACUGCCGUAUUUUAUAAAAUCUGAAAAUUUUACCGACACGACUAGGUUUGAUCCAACAUUUCAUGGGAAGUGCGGGCCUCUCACUGUUAGUCCUUUCGAAUCUCCAGAUCCUGCUAUACAAACAAUAUCUCAAGCAGCAGAAUUAAUGGGCUUGACAAAUGUUAAAGAUUUGAAUAAAAUAGACCGCACAGUUGGAUACGCGAUGUCGGAUAGUACAACUCGGAAUGGAAUGCGGUGUAGUACACUGAAAGCUUUCUUAAUUCCCAAUAGCGGACGACCAAAUUUGUUCGUAGCCAAAUACAUCCGAGUCACCAAAAUUCUUAUCGAGAACAAAAAAGCGAUUGGCGUAGAGUUCGUAACAAAAACAGGUGAGUUCAAGACUGUUAAAUGUACGAAAGAAGUUAUACUAUGUGCCGGAGUAGUGAUGAGUUCUCAAAUACUUAUGUUCUCCGGGAUUGGACCAGCAGACCACUUGAAAGAGAUGUGCAUUGACGUGGUGACGGAUCUCCCCGUCGGCCAUAACUUUCAAGACCACAUUGCUUUUUUCGGACUUGUUCUUAGUGACCGUAAGGAUAGACCAAUUUCAAAAAUUGCGGAAGAAAGUACAAAACUUAGAAAGGAUACAUUUGAUUUAAUUUCCAAAGGUAUCAGUACAAUGGGGCUGACGGGACUUAUCAGUUUUGUCGACACGAAACGCGCGUCCGGAAACCCUGAUAUUGAAAUCAUGAAAAUAAGAUAUUCGUACAAUACGACCAAAACAUUAAACACUUUCAGGAAUAUGUUUGGAUUUUCCGACGAGAUGGCAAAUGUGUACAAUGAGUUGAACAUGAAGAGCGACAUAAUACUUAUGAUACCGAUUAGUAACCUAAUAACCAAAACAGGACGUAUUUUACUAAGAUCAAAAGACCCUUUGUCAAGCCCAAAAAUAAUUGCGAACUAUUUAUCCGAUCAGGAAGAAAUCGACACGAUGGUGAAAGGUAUUGAGUUUGUGGUUGAAAUGUGCAAGAAAAAACCAAUGACUGAUGCGGGUUAUAUAUUUGAGGAAAUAGUGUUUCCGAAUUGCGAGGCAAAUUGCAAGUGGGGCACCACAGACUACUGGAAAUGUGCUAUUAAAAAUGUAGCCACCUCAAUUUUCCACUCAGUUGGUACCAACAAGAUGGGUGCUAUUAGUGAUAAAACUGCAGUGGUCGAUCCUUUUUUAAAAGUAAUUGGCAUUGAUUGCCUUAGAGUGAUUGACUCUUCGACGAUGCCAGCAUUAGUGUCUUGCAACACUAACGCCGCCACAAUGAUGAUAGCUGAAAAAGGAUCUGAUAUAAUUAAAAAGCAGUAUGGGAAAUGAUGUUAUAUAACUUUCGAAAUGUUAUUUAUCAUAUUUUAUGAGUUUUUAAGUAAUAUCAAUUCAAGGAAUAUGCUCGAUUUACAAAGCAAAGGAACAGUGCGCUUAAUUAUUUGUUACUAGUAACAAAUUAUAAUAUUAACCUGAUUGUAAUUUAUUAAUAUUAUUAUUAUUUUAAUUUUAAAUCGUUAUUUAGAUUCAUUAUUAAAUUAAUGCUACUUGAUUGGAAAUGUAUCAUUUUUUUUUUUAAUUUUUAAUUUUACCUCAAAAUUAAAAGCAUUAUUGUUAAUAUAGUA